AUGGUGGGCGCUUUGCGCACAUGCGCAGAAGAAAUGCCUGGGCGGGGAGUUCCGCCGCGUGGGAUCGCGCCCCGGGCAGGGAUUGGCGGCGUGCCGGCUGAGGGGCGGAACCGGAAGCGCUUGUGUUAUGAUACUAAGCCGGUUCAUUUCUGCGGUCCUUGGUGCGUUUGGCUUCCCGCUGCAGGUGCUGGCUUUGCCAAGGUUGCCAUGGGGGAAGCGGAGAAGUUUUACUACAUUUACAGUUGUGACUUGGACAUCAACGUGCAGCUUAAGAUAGGAAGCUUGGAAGGAAAGAGAGAACAAAAGAGUUAUAAAGCCGUCCUAGAAGACCCAAUGUUGAAGUUUUCAGGGCUAUACCAGGAGACAUGCUCUGACCUUUACGUUACUUGUCAAGUUUUUGCAGAAGGAAAGCCUCUGGCCUUGCCAGUGAGAACGUCCUACAAGGCAUUUAGUACAAGAUGGAACUGGAAUGAAUGGCUAAAACUGCCUGUGAAAUACCCUGACCUGCCCAGGAAUGCCCAAGUGGCCCUGACCAUAUGGGAUGUGUAUGGACCAGGAAAAGCAGUGCCUGUAGGAGGAACAACUGUUUCACUCUUUGGAAAAUAUGGCAUGUUUCGCCAAGGGAUGCAUGACUUGAAAGUCUGGCCUAAUGUAGAAGCAGAUGGAUCCGAACCCACAAAAACUCCUGGCAGAACAAGCAGCACUCUCUCAGAAGAUCAGAUGAGCCGCCUUGCCAAG
This is a messenger RNA of Galeopterus variegatus (Sunda flying lemur), 738 nucleotides long. Its product is annotated as phosphatidylinositol 3-kinase catalytic subunit type 3-like. Gene Ontology annotation, molecular function: 1-phosphatidylinositol-3-kinase activity. The annotation marks the transcript as partial. NCBI's taxonomy places the organism in Eukaryota, Metazoa, Chordata, Mammalia, Dermoptera, Cynocephalidae. Gene Ontology annotation, biological process: phosphatidylinositol-3-phosphate biosynthetic process; endocytosis; phosphatidylinositol-mediated signaling. The record is from RefSeq and is a predicted model, not a curated record. Gene Ontology annotation, cellular component: phagophore assembly site; cytoplasm; phosphatidylinositol 3-kinase complex, class III, type II. The transcript is spliced from 4 exons.